AUGGAGACACAGCAACCACCUACACCAGCCCAGAUUGAUAACUGGCAUGCCCUAGGUUUCAUAUAUGAAGUAGAAGGGAUCGUGACAGAAGCUCCCACCGAUAUAUUACUCGAAUCUCCUGCAUCCCCUCCAUCCACCAUUCCCUUCGAUGAGGAUUCACCUCCGUGGCAGUUACCUAGCGAACGAGUGCCGCCGGGUGAAGAGGUGGGCGAAGCAGCGGGUUCCUCUUCACCAGUCAUCGAAAUCAGUGACGGUGAGGAGAAUCAUCAUACACGCCCACGACGUCGACGUAGGGGUCGCCCUGAUUAUGCUUAUCGAGAUUACCAAGAUACAAUGGAGCAUGCAAUUUCGGCACCGACCGUCGGCAAACGGAAAAGAGAAGAUUCCAAUGUGGUAGAUUUUCAAUCUAGAAUUAAGCGAUUUGUGAAGGAGGUCACGGAACCAUAUGCGGCCUUGGAACAGGAGAACAAACGAUUGAACCAAGAGAGUUACCAAUUGAAGAAGGGCAAGGAACAGUUGCAGCUUCAGAUCCAAUACCUACGGCGAUAG
Talaromyces stipitatus ATCC 10500 is the source of this 549-nucleotide messenger RNA. RefSeq lists its product as uncharacterized. The transcript is spliced from 2 exons. The record is from RefSeq and is a predicted model, not a curated record. Lineage: Eukaryota; Fungi; Ascomycota; Eurotiomycetes; Eurotiales; Trichocomaceae. The coding region runs from base 1 to 549 and encodes 182 amino acids.